AUGCUGCCAGUUCCGCGAGGAUGGUCCUUCACCGAGGCAGCUGGCCUGUUCAUUAGCGUUUCCACGGCAUACGGAGCACUAUUGACGAGAGCAGCCAUGACGAAGAACGAUGUCGUUUUGGUCCAUGCUGCGGCCGGCGGUACUGGACUGGCUGCGAUUCAAGGCAUGUCGUAUUUCCUCGCAAAGGCGUGCGGAGCAACGGUUAUUGCCACUGCGUCGACCGCACGCAAAUUGGACGUUCCCAAAUCUUUCGGCGCAGACUACACUGUCAACUACACCGAUCCCGAUUGGCCACAAAAGGUCAAGGAAAUCACCCCGGGAAAUCGUGGUGUGGACAUUGUCUUUGAUCCUGUUGGCUUGGUCAACGCGUCAUCAAAAUGCACCGCGUGGAAUGGCAAGAUUUUAAUUAUUGGGUUCGCCCGCGGCGUAGUCGAGAUGGUCCCUACGAACAAGGUGUUGCUAAAGAACAUUUCGCUUGUGGGCUUCCACGGAGAGGCCUACGCGUACAACGAAAGACGUACUUUGGUAGACAAUUGGGGAGCGAUUUUUGGACUCAUUCGCGAUGGAAAAGUCCGACCAAUGGUUUUCAGUGACAGGGACUUUACCGGCCUUGAUGCCGUGAAAGAUGCGUUGAUCUCUCUGAAAGAUCGGGAGACUUGGGGCAAGGUCACGGUCCAAAUUCCCAAAGUCGCUGAUAGCCAUUUGUAG
Molecule: messenger RNA, 708 nt
Organism: Cordyceps fumosorosea ARSEF 2679
Lineage: Eukaryota; Fungi; Ascomycota; Sordariomycetes; Hypocreales; Cordycipitaceae
Product: Alcohol dehydrogenase superfamily, zinc-type
Exons: 2
Coding region: 1-708 (235 amino acids)
Cellular component (GO): mitochondrion
Molecular function (GO): zinc ion binding; oxidoreductase activity
Source: RefSeq, a predicted model, not a curated record